AUGGAUAGGCGUGCGCGCGAUUCCAACCCCGCCUUCAACCACCCGGAUCCACGAACCAGCGCUCCCGACUUUUUGCACCACUACCUGAGCAAUCCGCCCUCGCCCUCCUUCCCUAUGAGUCCACCGGAGGACUGGCCUGACCCGCCUGAGGGCCUCGACACCCUCGACCCCGAUAUGGACUCCAUCCAAGAUGACUUUCUUCAUGACGUCGAGGCCCUCUCCAGGAUGGAUGUCCAGUCCCUGACCACCUCGCAGUACGACGCCCUUAUUGAGAGCGAGCUGGAGCGUAAAUGGAUCCUCAAUCUAUCCAUGUACUUCCGGGACAAGUCCAAGAGGGAAAAGUUCUUCGUCACUUUCCGUCAACACGAACACCAUUGGCGACGCGUCACUGUCUCGCUCGACUAUCGAAAUGCUCCAGAGAGCUCCCUCGAAGCUGACCUCGCCGGCACCCAAUACCAGCGGGACAAGAGCGCCAAGAUAUAUGAGGCCAUCCGUGAUAGUCUCGCCGAGAUUGACUUCUAUAACACCGUCACCAACCUGAAACUGGAAACAAAAGAAGGAAGAUUGCAUGUUCACGUCGUCGAGGAUAACAAUGAAAUCAUCAGCUACCCUCCAGUCCGUAUGAUUGAACACAUGAACUGCAGGAGAGUCAAGGAGCGCGAGAUUCACUUUGACUCGCACCUUUCGGGAUUCGUUUACAGGGUCCAAGUCCAUGGCAGGCUACUGAUAAAGAAGGAAAUCCCGGGCCCGGACACGGUCGAUGAAUUUCUCUACGAGAUCAACGCGCUCCACCAGUUGUGUCCCGCCAAGAACGUGAUCGAGUUCUACGGGAUUGUCGUAGACGACAGGGAAGAACACGUCACAGGCCUCCUCAUCAGCUAUGCCUCACGCGGCGCCUUAAUCGAUGUCAUCUUUGACAACGACCAUUCCCUGCCUUGGCCCACACGAGAGAAAUGGGCCCGCCAGAUUGUCGGUGGCUUAUCCGAGAUCCAUGAAGCUGGUUUUGUCCAAGGCGAUUUUACUCUAUCCAACAUUGUCAUCGACGAGAACUACGAUGCGAAAAUUAUCGACAUCAACCGUCGGGGCUGCCCAAUUGGGUGGGAGCCCCCGGAGGCAACGCCCUUGGUCGAAAGUAAUCAACGAAUUUCCAUGUACAUCGGCGUCAAGUCCGAUCUCUAUCAGCUCGGCAUGGUUCUCUGGGCCCUGGCGACACAAGAGGAUGACCCUGAUGCAUAUGACCGUCCUUUGAAACUCGACCCGGAUAUCCAGGUGCCGACGUGGUACAGACGCAUUGUUAGCACUUGCCUCAGCACUGAGCCCAGGGAUCGCGUCCAGGCCAUCCAGCUUUUGUCGUGGUUUCCCGAGCCGGAAGAGGAAAGUCAGUAUGGCGGCGUCAAUGGGUCCGCCAUGUCCAUGAACGGUGACGGCAAUGCCCGGCAUGACUACUUAUCGCCGUCUGGGCUACCCCGAAUCAAGGCCGUUCACCCGCAGAGUGACUGGGCUUUCGUGGGCUGGAGUAACCACCCGGCCGACGAGCCUUUUUACUAUCCGAGCAGGGGCAGAUCUCCGCCGUCGCCGAUGCCGAGCAACCAAGGAGACUAUGACCCUGGACGAUUUGGACACCCAAUGUACACUUGGUCGGACAGUUACAACCGUGCGCCCACCGUGCCGUCUGUCAGCGACGUCCUCGCCAGGGAGGCUCGGGUGAAAUCGAUGUCGGGCCCGCAAGGUAGCGAGGAGACGUUGGAGACGUAUGCGGACGGGCCUUACCGCUUCCGGGGUGCCGCGACCGAGACGAGCAAGGAUGACGAAGCCUCUGCGCAACGAGGACGCUCGAUGCAAAGGAAAUACAAUUCUGCGGAGCCAGAGCCGAUGGCGUAUGGCGGCCGGGGCUCGAUUUUGUCAUCAACACAUAACCCAUCGCCGCUACCGCGGAGUUUUGGAGAGGAGGGACAUGCUGCGGGGGCCAAGGAUGGGGCCCAGACCCAGGGGCACACAAAACCGGAAUCACAGGCCGAUAGCGGAAAGGACCUCACAGAGCGUUCUAGCACGCCGCGGGAGCAUCGGGACUAUUUUACCGGCAACCGGCAACGGUCCGUUUCUCGCGGGAGGAGCGGUAAAACUUCGAUGGAGUUGGCAUCACGGCAGAACGCUCAGCAGAAAACAACCAUCACUACCGUCACCGAGCAGCCAGCACACGGUCUUCCUCUCGUUACUAACGGUGGAAACUACAACACCGCACCCCUAACUGACGGGGACAGACACCCACACACCCACGAGAGUGAACAAAACGCAAACCCCCAACCACCCAUAUCAGACUUGUCUCCAGCUCCGCACACCAAGCUUAAGCGGGCAAAUGACGACCUGAAGGGUGUCGGUUCGGCUUUGGGACCUAUCAGUAUCGGCGACCGCGACGCGAAUCGACAGCACGAGAUCAACAUUGAUGAGGAUUUGAGCUCGGAGUUUGAGAAGGGCCUCGAAGAAGUCCCAACUGCCAACGACAGAAAAUAA
Molecule: messenger RNA, 2511 nt
Organism: Chaetomium globosum CBS 148.51
Lineage: Eukaryota; Fungi; Ascomycota; Sordariomycetes; Sordariales; Chaetomiaceae
Exons: 2
Coding region: 1-2511 (836 amino acids)
Biological process (GO): signal transduction; protein phosphorylation
Cellular component (GO): cytoplasm
Molecular function (GO): protein kinase activity; ATP binding
Source: RefSeq, a predicted model, not a curated record